AUGAAGCAUACCAAUCAAAGGCUAGAGAAGGUUGAGAAUGAUGUGCAUAGCAUGACAGUACAUAUGAAGAGCCUAGAGAUGCAGAUGAGUCAGAUUGCUCAAGCUGUAAGCAGUCAGCAUAAGCCAGGGCAGUUCCCGGGACAACCAAAUGUAAACCCCAAGGAUUGCAAGGCAAUCUACUUAAGGAGUGUGACAAGUUAUGAGAGUCCUCCUAUGCCCGAGGUGGAAGCUAAGAAAGUACCCGAAGAGAAAGAAGAAGAGGAGAUUGAAGUGGAAUCAUCUCUUUUGCAAUCCAAGGUUCAACCCGAGGCAAUUGCUCCGCCCAUGCCAAAAGAGAGAAUGCACCUCAAUAUUCCUCUUAUUGAGGCUCUCCAACAAAUGCCCGGCUACCUCAAGUUUUUGAAAGAGAUUAUGUCCAAGAAUAAGAGGUUGGUUGAUUAUGAGACCGUGAAUUUGACCGAGAAUUGUAGUGCAAUCAUCCAACAAAAGAUGCCGGCGAAGAUGAAAGAUCCGGGGAGUUUCAACAUUUCUUGUGUGAUCGGGAAUGAUAGGCAAACUAAGGCCUUGUGUGACUUGGGAGCAAGCAUAAAUCUCAUGCCUUUAAGCUUCUUCUGA
Molecule: messenger RNA, 615 nt
Organism: Salvia splendens (bonfire salvia)
Lineage: Eukaryota; Viridiplantae; Streptophyta; Magnoliopsida; Lamiales; Lamiaceae
Exons: 2
Coding region: 1-615 (204 amino acids)
Source: RefSeq, a predicted model, not a curated record